AUGGAAAUAACGCCUACUAAAAGAAAUCGUCAAGGAAAGAUUAUUCAUACCUGCCAAAAAGAAAUGAUCAUUAAUUUGUACAAAGACCUCAUGAGAAAGGAACCCGAGAUCAGAUACGAAGAUUUACUAUUUAGACUGUCAGAAGGAUCAGGAAUUGGCAUCGGAACAAUUAAGAAGACGUUACGUGAGUACAAAUCUACUGGUAAAGUAUCAUCACCAAAAAAUAAGAAGUUACGAAGUACAAUUUGUGAAAAAUUGGACGAUUUUGACAAGAAUGCGAUUCGACAAAAGAUCCAUCAAUUUUGGUUUAGGAAAGAAAUUCCAACAUUAGCAAAAAUUAUUCAAGCUGUUCAAGAUGAUCCUGACCUACCAAAUUUAUCUCGUUCUUCGUUUCAAAGGUUAUUAAAGGAUAUGCAGUUUGAGUACACAAAAAGAAAUAGGAAUAGUGCUCUCACUGAACGUGAAGACCUCGUUUUAUGGCGGCGUCAAUAUAUCUCCCAAAUACGACGUUAUCGCCAAGAAGGACGAACAAUAUAUUAUCUUGAUGAAACGUGGGUUAAUGUCGGAGAUUGUUCAUCGAGAGUUUGGGUUGACAAAACUGUUAAAUCCCACAAAGACGCAUUUCUAAAAGGUUUAACAACUGGUGCGCGUAAUCCGACAGGUAAAGGCAAACGUCUUAUUGUCUUUUGUAGUAUUUUGCCUAAAUUAAAUGACAAUGCGGUAAUAAUACUGGAUAAUGCUCCAUACCACUCGGUGAAAAAAGAGUCCAUACCAACAACUGCAUGGACAAAGGCCAGGAUACAACAAUGGCUCGAAUCAAAAGGUGUAGUUAUUACGGAACCUUUGGUAAAAAUCGAGUUGUUACAAAAAGUUAAACAAAUCAAAAAUCAAUUUGAAAAAUACGUUGUAGACGAAGAGGCAAAAAAACAAAACAAAACUGUACUGCGUUUACCACCGUAUCAUUGCGAACUCAAUCCAAUUGAGUUGGCAUGGUCGGUGGUAAAAGGACAUGUCAAGACCAAUAACACAACUUUUAAAUUAAAUGACGUUCGGCAAUUAUUAAUUGAUGGUAUACAGCGAGUGACUCCGGAAAUGUGGUCCAAUUUCAUUUCACAUACAAUAAAAGAAGAAGAUAAAUUUUGGCAAAUAGACUUCAUUUCGGAUGACAUAUUGGAAGAAAACGAAUCACAACAUGUACUAACAAUUACCGGACAAACAACUUCAGAUGAUAGUGACUAA
Molecule: messenger RNA, 1239 nt
Organism: Aphis gossypii (cotton aphid)
Lineage: Eukaryota; Metazoa; Arthropoda; Insecta; Hemiptera; Aphididae
Exons: 3
Coding region: 1-1239 (412 amino acids)
Molecular function (GO): nucleic acid binding
Source: RefSeq, a predicted model, not a curated record